AUGCAGUCGCAGGGAGGCGCUGCUUUCGCCUGGGGCAGUCAGGCACAAGCCUAUUCGCCUUUGCCGCUCCGGGCUGCGACAUUGCAGCUGAGCAGCCAGGAUGAGGACUUGUCGCCACGUUCACCCAGGACGCCUCGGUCCAUCCCAUCACAGGGAGGUGCGCGGCUAGCUUGUUCGUCGCCAGUGAGUGGCUCCGUCUUGCCUCUAGCAGACGAGGAUGAGGCCUGCUGCGACUUGAGUCGCUUCGCAGCUCCGAUUGGCAUGGCUGUGCCGCUGCUGCUCUAUGUCGCCUUGUGGAUCGUCUACUGGACCAGUGACAAUGAUGCGGUGCGGCCAACUCUUCUGCGUGUGCUUCUGUGCUGCACGGCCGUGAUUGUGGCUGUGAGCAUUUUCGUUUUCUCCGCCAAGGCCAUCAUGGGCUCUAGGGUUGCGAAUGGAUUGAAAGCUCUGAGUGAUCUGGUACUGAAAAUGGAGUCGAGAGUGGAUUCAGUGUAUGUGGAUAUCCACGAAGGAAUCAUCUGCAUAGACGGCCUCGAGCUGAAGAAUCCUCAGAACCGCGAGUGGCGAUCUCCUUAUCUGCUCACUGCGAAGCGGAUUCGAUGUCACGUUCUCUUCCGCGACUUCGCAAAGUCCAAGUUCCGACACCUCACGGUGCAGGAGCUCAACAUCUCUGGUGUGGAGCUCAUGUACGAGAAGACAUUUGACUCCUCGAAUGUCAAUGAUGUUCUGAACAAGAUUGCGGAGGUCAAGGACAAUCUCAAGCCUGAAAAGGACACUCCACCAAAGCUGACGUUUCGACGCGUCGUGGUUGAGGACAUUGCCGUACGGCUGCAGGGGCUCGUUGCGGCCAUGGCCAACAUUACCACAGCUGAUCUGCGGUAUGAGGACUUCUCUGAGGAGGUGGGACCGGUUGGCCCGGAAUUCCUGAUAGUUCUUUUGCUCAAGACCGUCCUGAAGUCGGCGCUGAGCAACCUGCUGGGCCUCAACGCUUUUCGGAACUUGUUUGGGUACGGCUUCCACGACGACGCCUGA
This is a messenger RNA of Symbiodinium necroappetens, 1032 nucleotides long. Lineage: Eukaryota; Dinophyceae; Suessiales; Symbiodiniaceae. The record is from the annotation of a GenBank genome assembly.